AUGAAGAAUUACCUACAGCACACCCUGCUGGGACUAGGGCUCACGGGUCUAAGCCUCGCAGGUGUGGUACAACGAGACAUUGAGGUGAUACGGUUCCAUAGUCUCGGGGAUGUAACUGCUGAUUCCUUGCACAACAUCCAUGUUGAGUUCUUGGACAGUCAAUUUGAGGGCCACCUGCAGCUCGUCUACGGAGAAUGCACAAUCGAAGACCCAAUGCACAGUCAUCAUGAGAUUGGAAGCACGUUCGUGAAACGUGAAGCACACCCGGAGCGAUUUGUCUGGGCUACGCCAUCUGAUGCACCACAUUCACUCUGUCUACAUGCCUUCUCCGGAACCACGCUCAUGGGCCGCUCCUCGCCCAUUAUGGUAUCGUCGCCAAUCAAGAAGCGAGAGAACAUUGCGGACGUGGCAGAUGCCAUGGGCCCUUGGUUUGAUGGAGUUGCAUACAUGAAGUCAAAGAAGAACAACAAAGCAUUUGUAUCCAAAGCAAAGAGCCACUCUGUCGCCAUCCUGGGCGGUGGAAUGUCAGGCUUGAUGACUAGUCACUUGCUAGAGUCGGUUGGUAUUCAUAACUGGCAUAUCUAUGAAUCGUCUCAACGUGUCGGCGGCCGCAUCCGCACCAAGUACCUUAACAACACAACGCCUGAUCAAUAUCAAUACCAGGAAAUGGGUCCCAUGCGUUUCCCGGUCAGCAUCACAUAUGCUGACACCAAUGAGACCCUUGAAAUCAUGGACCACCGCAUGGUCUUUCAACUAGCUGAUGUUCUCAACAAGAUGAACAAGAAACAGCCAGAACUUGCAGUCAACUUCAUUCCCUGGGUACAGAGCAGCCCCAACGUCCCUGCUGCCUCUGGUGGUAACCGUCUACCCAAUGGACAAAUUCCCAGUGCUGCCCAGGUUGCUGCCAACUCAUCGCUUGUUUACACUGCGGCAUCGGAAAACGCCACGGCUGCCACAGAGGCAGAAUCCGACUAUGAAAAAUACACCACGCUCGACGACAGAGAGACUAUCCGCAAGAUUGCGACAAACAUGUACCAAGCUCACAAGCAAGCCGUUGAAGAUGGCAUGUUCCACUGGUCCGAGGCCGGAUACCUGCGGUACGCAAUGGGCUACGAUGCAAAUCUCACCGACUAUGUUGCCGGCACCACCGACUCCCCAAUCUGGGGCGACUUCUACGACGACGUCUACUUCGCAGCCACCAAGUGGCGCACUAUCGAUAAGGGCUUGGAGUCGCUACCACGCGCCUUCUACCCUCACGUCAAGGACAAGCUGACCCUGAACCGCACCAUCCAAGGCCUAGUUCACAACGAGACCUCUGGAAAGAUUGCCGUUACCUGGCGCGACGACCCCCUUCAAAUGGUCCCAGAAAGCAAGGAAUACGACUACGCCGUCGUGGCUGCGCCUUUCAGCAAGGUCAGACUUUGGGAACUCCCGCGAUACUCCUCCCUCCUCAGCCGGGCUAUUUCAAGCCUCAACUACGACCCGGCCUGUAAGAUGGCCCUUCUCUACAAGACCCGCUUCUGGGAGCACUUGGACGAACCCAUCUUCGGUGGAUGUGGCUCGGUGGAUGUAUCCGGCGUCGGAAAUAUUUGCUACCCAUCCUACAACAUGAAUGGCACCGGACCAGGUGUAGUCCUGGCCUCGUAUAUCUCUGGCACACUGGCACGGUCCACUGCCGCGCUCAGCCCGGAGGAACAUGUUGCUCUCAUCCAGCGCACUAUGGUCAAAGUCCACGGUGAAAUUGCCGCAGAGCAGUUUACUGGAGUCUACGAUCGCCAGUGCUGGGAGUUCGAUCAACACCAGGCUGGUGCUUGGGCUGAUCCUCUUGUUGGUCAGCAGGAGCUGUAUUUGCCGGCUUACUAUCAGACUGAGUUUAACACCAUUUUUAUUGGUGAACAUACUAGUUAUACCCAUGCUUGGAUUUUCUCUGCGUUGGAUUCUGCUGUCCGUGGUACUACUCAACUGCUGCUUGAUUUGGGCUUAGUUGAUGAGGCAAAGUUUGUGGUUGAGACUUGGAUGGGUCGGUGGAUCAAGCUUUGA
Molecule: messenger RNA, 2040 nt
Organism: Penicillium nucicola
Lineage: Eukaryota; Fungi; Ascomycota; Eurotiomycetes; Eurotiales; Aspergillaceae
Product: flavin monoamine oxidase family protein
Exons: 1
Coding region: 1-2040 (679 amino acids)
Biological process (GO): amino acid catabolic process
Molecular function (GO): polyamine oxidase activity; L-amino-acid oxidase activity
Source: RefSeq, a predicted model, not a curated record